GCGAUACCUCGGCAAAGUGGUUUGUAUCGUCUAGAUCCUCGUUCUGAGUUCGUGUUUCAUGGUAGACACCACCAGACCUGAAAAUGGCGACUCGUCUGCUAAGGAUUAGUUCCGCGCUGCGAACUUAUUCGAAUAAAACCAGUCACGUCAAGAUCUCCAAGCAAUGGAGGUCCACUGCAGCAUCGCUUCAGCAGACGUUGAUCAAUCAGCCUGCCACAAAGACCACGACCUUUGAAAAUGGCAUGCGAGUUGCCAGCGAAGACAGCGGCGCUGCUACGGCAACCGUUGGGCUGUGGAUCGACGCCGGAAGUCGGUAUGAAGACGACAAGAACAACGGAGUUGCUCACUUUAUGGAACACAUGGCUUUCAAGGGAACUGCCAAACGCUCCCAGACAGACCUGGAACUGGAAAUUGAGAACAUGGGAGCUCACUUGAAUGCCUACACGAGCAGGGAACAGACUGUGUUCUAUGCAAAAUGUUUGUCCCAGGACGUGCCAAAGGCGAUCGAGAUCCUGAGCGAUAUAAUCCAGAACUCUAAGCUAGGCGAGAGCGAGAUUGAGAGAGAGAGGGGAGUGAUUCUCAGGGAAAUGCAGGAGGUGGAGACAAAUCUGCAGGAAGUCGUGUUCGAUCACUUACACUCAGUUGCCUACCAGGGAACUCCGUUGGGCAGAACCAUUCUUGGACCGACUGAAAACAUCAAGAGCAUCACCAGGAAUGACCUUGUUACCUAUGUCAAGAAUCACUACAAGGCCUCAAGGUGCGUGCUGGCUGGUGCAGGCGGCGUUGACCAUGCGCAGCUCGUUGAUCUCGCUAAGAAACACUUCAGCGGUUUGGAUAACAAAAUCGAGGGAGAAAUCCCACUAAUUCAUCAUUGCCGCUACACCGGAUCAGAAGUCCGUGUCCGUGACGACAGCAUUCCUCUGGCUCAUAUAGCUAUUGCUGUUGAAGGCGCGGGAUGGACCGACGCUGACAACAUUCCCCUGAUGGUCGCCAACACUUUGAUGGGUGCUUGGGAUCGUAAUCAGGGCGGUGGAGCUAACAACGCUAGUAAUUUGGCCAAGGCCUCAGCCGAAAUGGGACUAUGUCACAGCUAUCAGAGCUUUAAUACCUGCUACAAGGAUACAGGACUGUGGGGAGUUUACUUUGUUUGCGACCCAAUGCAGUGCGAACUAAUGCUUUACAAUAUUCAAAACGAAUGGAUGCGUCUCUGCACUAUCGUCACUGAACGCGAAGUUGAACGGGCCAGAAAUAUCUUGAAGACAAACAUGCUCCUUCAAUUGGACGGAACUACCGCGAUUUGCGAAGACAUUGGCAGACAGAUGCUGUGUUAUAACCGUCGCAUACCUUUGCACGAACUUGAGAAGAGGAUAGACAGUGUUACCGCAAAGAACAUUCACGACAUUGGUAUGAAGUACAUCUAUGAUCGUUGUCCCGUCGUCGCAGCUGUUGGUCCAGUUGAAAACCUCCCAGACUACACUCGUAUUCGUCAGUCGAUGUAUUGGCUCCGAGUAUAAACGUAUGGCCAGAGUCGCAAGUCGCCACUAAUAACGUAACUCUUAGCCACAUGCAUAUAUAUCACAGUAAAAUUGUAGAAUGCAGUAUCAAGUACGUACGCUAAUCAUUUUGCGGUGAAGUUGGACUUAAACAAAUUGAUACAAUUUUACAUGUUUACUGUGAGGAUUAAGCAAAAUAGUUUGCUGAUGUAUGUAUGUACAUUGUCUUGUUUAAAUUUGAAUGUCAUGUAGUUACAACCCUUCGAGAAAUUACGUCGCAUUUCGUCAUUAACUCGAGACAGUGUAUGAAUAUAUUAAAUAGAUAUUUAUAUAAUUGAAA
Molecule: messenger RNA, 1833 nt
Organism: Neodiprion virginianus
Lineage: Eukaryota; Metazoa; Arthropoda; Insecta; Hymenoptera; Diprionidae
Gene: UQCR-C1
Product: mitochondrial-processing peptidase subunit beta
Exons: 7
Coding region: 84-1514 (476 amino acids)
Cellular component (GO): mitochondrion
Molecular function (GO): metal ion binding; metalloendopeptidase activity
Source: RefSeq, a predicted model, not a curated record